Molecule: messenger RNA, 1018 nt
Organism: Epinephelus lanceolatus (giant grouper)
Lineage: Eukaryota; Metazoa; Chordata; Actinopteri; Perciformes; Serranidae
Gene: ebpl
Product: EBP like
Biological process (GO): sterol metabolic process
Cellular component (GO): membrane; endoplasmic reticulum
Molecular function (GO): cholestenol delta-isomerase activity
Source: RefSeq, a predicted model, not a curated record
GCGGGGGCGUGGGUCUGAGACGUCACUCCAUAGUCACAGAGUUGGAGCCUGAAUUUUCAUCCAGACACUGCUUCUGUCUGAAGUACCACAGAGUUCUCCUACAAGGUUCUACUACAGAGUUCUACAACAGAGUUGGACUGGGUUCUUCUUCUGUGGUGCAGAUGGACUCAGUAGCGCCCCCCGGCCUCUCUCUGGUCUCUGUCCUGUCUCUGUUAGCAUGUAGCAUCCAGGUGUUAGCUGCCGUCCUGCUAGCACGCAGGUAUGGUGGGCGGAGCUCCGCAGAGGACAGGUGGAUCCUGAUGUGGCUGUUUUAUGAUGUCAUCGUCCACCUGACACUGGAAGGUCCGUUUGUCUACAUGUCUCUGGUUGGGACAGUGGAGACGUCUGAAGGUCCUCUGGCUGAACUCUGGAAGGAGUACGGUAAAGCUGAUGGUCGCUGGCUCAUUUCUGAUCCGACCAUCGUCUCCAUCGAAAUACUGACCGUCGUCCUCGACUCACUGCUCGCUGUGCUCCUGAUACACGCAGUACUGAGGGACAAAUACUACAGACACUUCCUGCAGGUGUCUCUGAGCGUGUGCGAGCUGUACGGCUGCUGGAUGACGUUCUGUCCUGAUUGGCUGGUGGGCAGUCCUCACCUGGACACGUCCUCCUGGAUCUACCUGUGGGUCUACCUGGUCUUCUUCAAUGGGGUCUGGGUCCUGGUCCCGGUUCUGCUGCUGCUCCAGUCCUGGUUCUCUCUGAGGCAGCUGCACAUGCUCAGAGCAGACGGUGGCAUCAACAAGAAGACGGCGUAGAGACAACGGACGGUGUUUUAAAUGUUAUUGGAAUGUUAUUGAUCGACACCUGAGACUGACUGAUUGAUUGGCUGAUUAAUUAGAGUCAACACUGUUCACAUAGAUCACUGAUAUGAGACUUUAAUGAUCGGUCCCUACAGUCUGAUUAUUGAUCAGUCGUCACAUCCUUACAGCAAACAACAGAUAAUUAUUAUAAAUAAUAAAUGUAGAGACAUUAAUAUUUA